Messenger RNA from Aspergillus wentii DTO 134E9, 930 nucleotides. RefSeq names its product dihydrodipicolinate synthase family protein. Gene Ontology annotation, molecular function: 4-hydroxy-tetrahydrodipicolinate synthase activity. NCBI's taxonomy places the organism in Eukaryota, Fungi, Ascomycota, Eurotiomycetes, Eurotiales, Aspergillaceae. Bases 1 to 930 code for a protein of 309 amino acids. The transcript has a single exon. The record is from RefSeq and is a predicted model, not a curated record.
AUGGUCGGCUUUGAUAUGCACGGUUUGACCCCAGCCCCAGUCACUCCAUUCACUCUCGAUGGUGCAGUGGACUACGAUGCCAUUCAACGCAUCGGUUCUUGGUUAGGGAGCAUCGACGGUGUCAAGGGCCUUGUUGUUCUCGGUCAUGCUGGUGAGGGAACCUUUCUCACCACCGAGGAACAGGUCUCGGUCAUCAAGGCCUUUGUCAAGUCCGUUGACAACAAAAUCCCCAUCAUUGCCGGUAUCACCAGUGAAGGCACUGAAGUGGCUGCCCUCGAAGCAAAGCGUGCAAAGGAAGCCGGUGCCUCUGCUGGAUUGCUAUAUCCUUCCCACGGCUGGCUGCGCUUUGGAUACCAGCCAGGGGCCCCCCAGGAUCGGUACAGACGCGUCUAUGAAGUCUCCGGUCUUCCCUUGAUCCUCUUCCAGUACCCCGACAACACAAAGGCCACCUACAGUCUGCAGACGAUGCUCGAUAUUGCCGCCCAACCCGGUUGUUUUGCCAUGAAAAACGGUGUUCGCAACAUGCGCCGCUGGGACACAGAAAUCCCCGUCAUCCGCGCCCAACAACCAGACCUCCAGAUUCUCUCUUGCCAUGAUGAGUAUCUCCUGCACACCUCCUUUGAUGUCGAUGGAUUUCUUGUUGGAUACGGUAAUAUCGCACCCGAGCCUUUGAUCGAGCUCAUCAAGGCUGGUAAGGCCAAGGACUAUAAGAGAGCAAGGGAGAUUCAUGACCAGCUUCUACCCGUCACGAAGAGCGUUUAUCACCGUGGAUCUCACAUGGAGGGGACUGUCGCUCUCAAACACGCUCUGGUUGCUCGCGGGAUUCUCACACAUGCAACGGUUCGCCCCCCUCUUCUUCCCCUCGAGAAUGGUGCGGAGCAAGAGAUUCAUGAUGCGAUCGGUGUAGCUGCUCUCGGCAAGGUGGCUUAG